Molecule: messenger RNA, 740 nt
Organism: Trichoderma harzianum CBS 226.95
Lineage: Eukaryota; Fungi; Ascomycota; Sordariomycetes; Hypocreales; Hypocreaceae
Exons: 1
Coding region: 38-496 (152 amino acids)
Source: RefSeq, a predicted model, not a curated record
ACCUGGACGCGUCAGGGCCGUCCGCAGGCCCGAACGGAUGCAAACCGCUACGGUAGCACUGGAGGAGCGUCUUUGGGGGGAGCCACUAUAUAAGACCGGCAGGGACCCGGAAGCCAGCGUGCCACGGGGGGAAUUGGAAGCUCAAGCUCUGGACUCGGGCCUCGACAAACCAGCUUCGGGGCAUUUUGGCAGCAAACCUCAGCGUAAUUCUAUCCCGUCAGUUGUCACCUCCAAUCUCCCGUCACUUGCUAUCAUUAUCAUAUCUCCGUUUUCCAUCAACAUAAACCUCCUCCUCAACCUCCAUCACAAUCCCACGUGCGUUUGUCGCCCGCAACUCCACAAUCUCCGUGUCUCUCCCUCCCUUGACAGCCGUUUUUUUCUUCUUCUUUUCACUGCAUCAUCCUUACGCCUUUUAUUUAGAGUUCCUCGCUGUUCUCUCUUCUCCCUCACAUACCCGCAUCAUCACCCUUUUUCUGCACUGCUCCACUGCAUUUGAUACCUGCAUGCCCGUGACGACGCUGCAAAUCGCUGGACCAGAGGGCAGAGACGCCCCGAGAUUGAAACCCGGGGAGAAGAAGCGAUACUGCCGCUGAUAGCAUUUGCUUUGCUUGUCCUCUACUGCUUUUAUAUCAUCUUCACUGCUGCUGCUCUGCUGCUUGCUCUUCCUCUUCUUCCCCCGUUUGGACAGCCGGGCGCUGCUUAUACCAAUCAGCCCGCGCACACACUCACCACCCAUCAUU